Syngnathoides biaculeatus (alligator pipefish) is the source of this 3226-nucleotide messenger RNA. It is a transcript of the gene mxd4, whose product is annotated as MAX dimerization protein 4. Gene Ontology annotation, molecular function: RNA polymerase II cis-regulatory region sequence-specific DNA binding; DNA-binding transcription factor activity, RNA polymerase II-specific; protein dimerization activity. NCBI's taxonomy places the organism in Eukaryota, Metazoa, Chordata, Actinopteri, Syngnathiformes, Syngnathidae. The record is from RefSeq and is a predicted model, not a curated record. Gene Ontology annotation, biological process: regulation of transcription by RNA polymerase II. The transcript is spliced from 6 exons. The coding region runs from base 162 to 836 and encodes 224 amino acids.
UGUUGCUACUGUAGUUUGGAGUCGGCAAGACUCAGAACUGCUUAUACCGUCGUACAUAUACCGGACUGAAACUUUUUUUUUUAAAAAACAUUUCCAUUCCAACACUUUAUGUAAACUUGUGUAUAUACUGUCUCCCCUUUUUUUUUAAAGACAAAAACAAGAUGGAACUUAAUUCCCUUCUAAUUCUGCUGGAGGCUGCAGAAUACUUGGAGAGAAGAGACAGAGAGGCGGAGCACGGCUACGCCUCGGUUUUACCCUACAGCAGCGACUUCUCCAGGAAGAAGACGAAAAGCUCGCCGAUCAGCAGAAAAAGUCCCAACAAUAGGUCGUCGCACAACGAGCUGGAGAAGCACAGACGCGCCAAACUCCGGCUGUACUUGGAGCAGCUGAAGAAGCUGGUGCCUUUGGGUCCAGACAGUACCAGACACACCACACUGAGCUUGCUGAAAAGGGCCAAGAUGCACAUCAAGAAGCUGGAAGAGCAGGACAGGAAGGCUUUAAACAUGAAGGAGCAGCUGCAGAGAGAGCACCGCUACCUCAAACGUCGCCUGGAGCAGCUCUCUGUGUCCGGAUCCGUGGAACGCAUCCGCACGGACAGCAUGGGCUCCACCAUCUCCUCCGACUCGGAGCAAGAGGUCGACAUCGAGGGUAUGGAGUUCACCCCUGUGGAGGUGGACAGCGUGGGGAGCAUCAGUGACCCCGAGGGAGAGGAGGUGGAGGAUGAAGAGGAGGAGGAGGAAGAGGAGGAGGAGGACCACUACGGCCUCCAGAGCAGCUCCAGCGACACCAGCUACACGGCCCCACAUUCCCACAGACUGCAGCCACACCACUGUUAGACUUCCCGUGGCCCGACGAUCCAGUUUCUACAACGCCGCCGCCAUCGUGGCUGUGCGCACCCCCGCGAGCCACAUCAGAUCAGCCCACAAAGGGCGCCACCAGACGAAUACCACUCAAGCCUUCCCUAGCUGGCCCCACCUCAACCUGUUCUAUCCUGUCCCAACCGGCCAAUUAAAACAACAACAACAACAACAACAACAACCCACCAAGCAACUAACCAACAGCGACCCAGCAAGCGAGCGGCGUCUUUGCCAUGUUAGCUGCGGGCUCGCAGACAGCAGCGGGGGACUUUUGUGGUGAGAUGGAUAGCUUUAACUUGUACAUCAGGAUUUGGGAAUCUGCGCGUACGUCUGCGUGUUCGUGAGUCAGACGGCAAAAAAAAAACAAAAAAAAAAACCUCCGUGUGUCAUCGCCGCGUGGCGAUGGACACAAAGACAAAGGCCUUAAAGUAUGCAAAUCACCUGCGUCAGUUUCCGCGGCCCCGUGCGCAACUUUAGGACCUCGUGAGCCCGCCGGGCGAGCAAAAAAUCGGCAGCGGGAGGGAAGAGCAAGCCGGCGCCGCGUUCAGGAAACGCUUUCGCUGAGCACCGGAGAGGUGACGGGCAACCACUUAGCCUGCUUCUCCAAUAUCACGACAAGCCCCCGUCAAAUGUCUUGGAAAUUGUACUUGUAUUUAACCAGCGCUUAGUCAGAGCCGAAGCGCCAGUUGUGUUCAGAAUAAUCGCAGCAGUUUGACGAAAGGAAAAAGUAAUACAAGCUUAAAUCCUUGUACUGUAGGGCGGGUCCCCGGUUCACAGCGGAGUUCCGUUCUUCCGACAGCGACGUAACCCAAAGUCGCAACGGAAUCCAGCCUGGCACCAACCUUUGCAGUAGCAAAAAGUAGUAAAGACGUAAUUACAGUAAAACCCUUCUUGGCUGUCCAAUUCCGCGCUGUCCUCAUUUGUCCGAUUCUGGAUGAUCGCACGCUUUUUUCGGAGCUAGCGCGGCUUCGUCGGUUCACAACGGACUUCUGUUAUCAAGGAGGCCCGAAUUUGUCAGUAGUACUAUUUAGUCUAUCUGUAAUGUCAGAAUUAUUGAAAACACUUGAAUGAAAAGCACUUCCAGGCUGAACAUAUAAAAGAUUCAAAUAAUGUACAGGAAGUGCGACGCAAAUUGACGUGAGUGCGUUUUCGUACGCCUCUGCGUAAACUACUUGAUUUCAUGUUUGUGAAUUGGUACUGUAAUUCCCAGCCUACAAGCCGUGACUUUUUUUCACAGCCGCCACUCUAGUUAAUGUUAGCGUCCCCACGUUAGCAUUAGCACCACCGCGCUAGCGUUAGCACCGCCGUGUUAGCGUUACCACCGCCGCGUUAGCAUUAGCACCGCUGCGCGAGCGUGGCCAUGCUAGCGUUAAACUCUUUCUGUGUACCGAGGUUUAUCACUAGGUGGGCUCUGUAGGCCGGGAAUUAUUGUAAUAAGUUCUAUUCCCAUACGCUAAAAUGUUCCGGGGACUCUGCACAUUUCAAACAUUCUACUUCAUAUUAAAUGAGAAAAAGGAUCUAAUGUGUAACUCCUUCAGGGAAGCUGAAGGAAGAAAAAAAAAUAGCUGUAACUUUUCUUUCAAGAAUGCGAGUGCUUUGCGUCUGUGUCACGUGGAUCGGACCGAUUUUAAUAUUCUGCCACUAUCCUGAACACAGCUGUCGUACACAAAUCAUGACCCGAAUAGCAUAAAAGUACUUUUGGAACAUUUUAGAAAGUCAAGAAACACCAAUCCAGUCGCCUCGAUCGAACCUUGGGCGAUUACUAUGACCCAUGCUGUUAUUUUCCGUUUUUGUUCAUUUUUAAUGCUGUUCUGACAGUAACCUGAAAAACGAUUUGCCGAAAUGAUUGUGAGGCGAACCAUAUUUGGGAAACGGCCCCAUUGGGCCCGCCUGUGGGCGCUAAAGUGAGCUGCGUCGCGUCGGGCUCGCCGUCUCCGAAUCAAGCAGCGACGGGCCUACAAAAACAAGCCGGUGCGGAGUCGCAGAGCUGCCGCGGAGAACACUAGCGACUCGACGGUGUAUCGUUCCAAUUUUUAUUUGUAAUUUUUUUUGGGUUGGGUCGCCUCACCACUCCUCCACACUACUGACCACUACACUAUAAGACCUUAAGCUGUGGAUGGACUACUAUGGGAUUUUUUUUUUAUUUUUGGCAACUCUAUCGUCUCAGUAGCGAAGCGAUGUAGCAGAGCAUUUGGGGGAGAGGGGGGGGGGGGGGGGCGCUUCCUCCGACCGACUCUUUCCAAUGGUUCCGGUUGGACCGCAAACAAAAAUUCAAAUACGCCUAAUCUUCUUACCAACUGUCAGAAUCAGCAGCUCUGUCACCGUUGAGAUUUUUAUUUAUAUUAUUAUUGUUGUUUUUUUUUUUUUUA